This is a messenger RNA of Prorocentrum cordatum, 309 nucleotides long. The record is from the annotation of a GenBank genome assembly. NCBI's taxonomy places the organism in Eukaryota, Dinophyceae, Prorocentrales, Prorocentraceae.
AUGGAAGGUAGUGCUAUCAGCUCUGGCGAAUUUGUCAUCAAGUACGCGAGCUACCACGCGCGGAACGUGUGGGACAAGAGCUCGGACACCAGUUGGGCCUCCAACGGGCGGUGCUCCCCGGGGGAGUGCUGGCUGGGCUUCCACUUCAAGGAGCGCCCUCGACCCGUCCGCUGCGUGCGGGUGGAGCACCCCCACGGCAGCGAGUACCACGCCUCCGUGGUCAAGGUGGAGUGGCUGGGCCAGUCGGGCUGGGAGGAGGACCCGAGCGUGUUUGUGCAGCUCCUGCCCCUGCCCAGGGAGGAGCUCUGA